CUGAUCCGCCGUAGACAUUUUUUUUUCUUCGAGUCACGACUGCGGCGAUUAAUUUAUAACACCCGCGACUCUAUUUACCGGACCGAGCAGAUCUCUGACCAGCUGCAACCAUGGCGCUCAGUGAUGCCGACGUACAGAAGCAGAUCAAACACAUGAUGGCCUUCAUUGAGCAGGAGGCCAAUGAGAAGGCAGAAGAAAUUGAUGCCAAGGCAGAGGAAGAGUUCAACAUUGAGAAGGGUCGCCUGGUCCAGACUCAGAGGUUGAAGAUAAUGGAGUAUUAUGAGAAGAAAGAGAAGCAGAUUGAGCAACAGAAGAAAAUUCAAAUGUCAAACUUGAUGAACCAGGCUCGACUGAAGGUACUUAAAGCACGUGACGAUAUGAUUUCGGAAAUGUUGAAUGAGGCCCGCCAAAGGCUUGCUAAUGUGGCAAAGGACCCUGCCAGGUACCCGACCCUGAUGGAUGGCCUGAUCUUACAGGGAUUCUAUCAGCUUCUGGAGCACAAAGUGACCAUCCGCUGCCGUAAACAGGACCUACAGUUAGUUCAGGGAUCCAUCCAGAGGAAUAUUCCAACCUACAAAGCAGCGACAAAGAGCAGUCUGGAGGUCCGCAUCGACCAGGACAACUUCCUGUCCCCAGACAUUUCUGGAGGCAUUGAGCUCUAUAACGCUGAUGGGAAGAUCAAGGUGUCCAACACCCUGGAGAGCAGACUGGACCUCAUGGCUCAGCAGAUGAUGCCUGAAAUCCGAGUGGCUCUCUUCGGUGCCAAUCCCAACCGCAAGUUUAUGGACUGAGCUGCUCCGUUGUCCGGGAAAAAUCAAGAGUUCUGAUAUUUUUUAUUUUGUGGCGUAAACGAUUUAAUUCAAGUGUCUUUGAAAAGAAAUUCUGGUGCAGUUUCAGCUCGAAGAAGACACGCUGUCAUUGUGUGAUGUAUUACUGUAUUAUUUUUUUUUCUUCUUCUGUGCAUCGAGGGAAAGUAUAGAUGCCGCGAACUGAGUUUUACAGAUACGAGUAGUGGGUGCGUCUGCACAGUUGUGACAACUGGUUUACUCCAAUGCUCCCUUCCACGGGUCUCGGUUUACACUGCUCAUUCAGAGACAAUGUGAUGAAUCAGGUGUUUAACAUUUGAGUUUCUCAGUCGAUCGGUCAAUGCACUCCAUACAUUCAAUUAGCCUCACUUUUCCAGCCGGUUGCAUUUUAACCAUCACAUGACUCGCUUGCAUGGGCCGUUGUCUUGCUAGGUAUCUGCUCCAACCAGCCUGGAUGAUUUAUGAAGUAUUUGGAAGAAGAAAAAAACAGCAUUGCAAAACAUGACAUUAUUGAGUUAAUUUAUUGAUGUUACAUCUUCUCUGUGUCUCUCCCAUAUCAUUCCAAAGGGUGCAUUGUAUGUAUAUGAGAACCCCAAAUCCACAGUUAAAUUAUAAUAUAUGUACGUAUGUGUUUUUUUUUUGUUUUUUUUUGGUUUCGUUGUAUUGUUAUUUUGAUUGUAUCUCUGUCUGGAAAUGUUGAAUUGUGAAAAUGUAUAACAUAAGUAAAGUAUGAAUCAUUAGU
Messenger RNA from Lampris incognitus (smalleye Pacific opah), 1548 nucleotides. RefSeq names its product ATPase H+ transporting V1 subunit E1b (gene atp6v1e1b). Gene Ontology annotation, cellular component: proton-transporting two-sector ATPase complex, catalytic domain. The transcript is spliced from 10 exons. Bases 111 to 791 code for a protein of 226 amino acids. Gene Ontology annotation, biological process: proton transmembrane transport. NCBI's taxonomy places the organism in Eukaryota, Metazoa, Chordata, Actinopteri, Lampriformes, Lampridae. Gene Ontology annotation, molecular function: proton-transporting ATPase activity, rotational mechanism. The record is from RefSeq and is a predicted model, not a curated record.